GUGAGUUGCGCUGUCAAAACAACAUUCUUAGAGUGGAGCUUUGUUAUUGUUCGCAAGAAUCUACCAAAAAGGGAGAUUUCCCGUGCGAAAAGUAGUGAGCAAGCCAUCUAAUUGCCACAGAGACUGGUCAAUUAUUGUGUUGAAAGGAGAAAACAAUGUCCCAUACGAUUCUGCUCGUUCAACCGGGAGCGCGCCCGGAAACGCGCACUUACAGCGACUACGAGAGCGUCAACGAGUGCAUGGAGGGCGUCUGCAAAAUCUACGAGGAGCACCUCAAGCGGAGGAACCCCAAUUCGCCGACAAUCACCUAUGACAUUAGCCAAUUGUUUGACUUCGUGGAUCAGCUCACGGACCUGAGUUGCUUGGUGUAUCAAAAAUCCACGAAUACCUACGCGCCAUACAACAAAGAAUGGAUCAAAGAGAAGAUCUACGUUCUGCUCCGUCAGGCGGCCGGUAAUUCAGACUGAGCUUCCGGACGUUCAGUGUGAACAUUUCACAGCUUGCGUGACUGCUGAAGUUGAUACAUUUUAAGGAUCAUUUUGUACGUCUCCUUAAGAUACAAUAUCACACACGAUUCUCUCCUCAUUAGCGAUUUUAUUUUAUUGCAUUCUCGUGAAUUCAUCUCACAAUUCGUGAACGCUGGAUGAGGAGCUUUUUCAUUUGUAAACAGGAGAGAAAGAGAAAAAGAUUUUCAUCCCAUUAUUCAUUUGAGAAUAUCACUCGAAAUAAACAUACUUGAUUUACUGUAUCUGUGAACUUUUGUCGAC
Molecule: messenger RNA, 767 nt
Organism: Phlebotomus argentipes
Lineage: Eukaryota; Metazoa; Arthropoda; Insecta; Diptera; Psychodidae
Gene: e(r)
Product: enhancer of rudimentary homolog
Exons: 3
Coding region: 156-467 (103 amino acids)
Source: RefSeq, a predicted model, not a curated record